Molecule: messenger RNA, 3308 nt
Organism: Bradysia coprophila
Lineage: Eukaryota; Metazoa; Arthropoda; Insecta; Diptera; Sciaridae
Source: RefSeq, a predicted model, not a curated record
UCACAGACUAAAAUAAAGAUUUUGUUUUUAAUUUUAAAUCGAGUUUCACAUGACGACUAUUAAUAUUACGUUAGAAAGGCGGGUGUGAGAAGAAAUCCAUGUAAAUGUAAUGUCCUUCAGAUCUUCUAUGUUUUCAUCGUUCACGGCGACAGGAAUUGCCUUCGCAGUGGACUUGUUGGAAGAUUCGCCUAAACAAGAUAGGCUGCUCAAAAAGCUUCCCUUAAAAAAUUAUAAAAUGGAUAAAGUUACCAUUUUCCGCAGUAGUUGGAGCGUUGCCAAUUGUGGCAGCAGCCUGAGAUGGAACAGGUUCUCCAACAAAACGUCGACAUGCUUCAACUAUCAUCUCCAGCCAUUUUCGCUGUCCACUUAAGAAUGAAAACUUCUCCUGGCACUUUACAAAUCGUCCCAAAUAUUCAGCAAUGGUCUCGCCAGCUUCCAUCAUUUCAGCAUUAAAAUUUUUACGUAUAUCUUCCUCAAUGGAAGUUAUGGAUGCAUCGUCCAAUUUGGCGAUCACAAUGGCACAAUUGUAGUCACAGAAGAUCAGAUUCUUUUUAAUCAACACUGGAAUUGACGCGUUGAAAUGUUCCUCAAGAAGCUUAAAGAAAUCAUCCCCAGAUGAUUUAAGAAUAUUUGUGGAAAAUUGUUCGUCUGCCAUUUCACUUGAGAUUUGCACUUUUAAACAGCAUCACACCACUGUUUAAUCGGUCAGUGCUUGCAACAAUAGUUUUGAAAACAAUACCAUUAGACGUCGAAAUUAUAAUGUGUGAGGAGCAAAAAUGUGAGGACUAGACUGGUCUAUACUAUUGUGCUCCUCACACAUUAUAAUUUCGACGUCUAAUGGUAUUGUUUUCAAAAACUAUUGUUGCAAGCACUGACCGAUUAAACAGUGGUGUGAUGCUGUUUAAAAGUGCAAAUCUCAAGUGAAAUGGCAGACGAACAAUUUUCCACAAAUAUUCUUAAAUCAUCUGGGGAUGAUUUCUUUAAGCUUCUUGAGGAACAUUUGAACGCGUCAAUUCCAGUGUUGAUUAAAAAGAAUCUGAUCUUCUGUGACUACAAUUGUGCCAUUGUGAUCGCCAAAUUGGACGAUGUAUCCAUAACUUCCAUUGAGGAAGAUAUACGUAAAAAUUUUAAUGCUGAAAUGAUGGAAGCUGGCGAGACCAUUGCUGAAUAUUUGGGACGAUUUGUAAAGUGCCAGGAGAAGUUUUCAUUCUUAAGUGGACAGCGAAAAUGGCUGGAGAUGAUAGUUGAAGCAUGUCGACGUUUUGUUGGAGAACCUGUUCCAUCUCAGGCUGCUGCCACAAUUGGCAACGCUCCAACUACUGCGGAAAAUGGUAACUUUAUCCAUUUUAUAAUUUUUAAGGGAAGCUUUUUGAGCAGCCUAUCUUGUUUAGGCGAAUCUUCCAAUAACUCUAACAAUCUUCCCACUGUGAAAACCAACAAAAUUGGUCGGGAUGAUUUGUUUAAAAUAAUUGGUGCGCAAAUGAUAUCUGUUUUCAACGAUUCAAAAAGAAUUACGUUGAGUUCGUGGUCGUGGCCAUCUCGGGAAGUUGCAUGUCAAUUAGCAGCAAAUUUCAAAGCCACAGGCACUGCCGGAGCGAACAUAGAUUUGCUGUACAUCAACCCGUCACACCACAGUGAACUGUUAAAUUGUAUUGUACAGAGUGACUUGAAAAGAUUUGAAUCGGUUCUUUCCAGUUCGUUGGCACUAUCUCUCAGACUCGACGGUUCAGUCGACCGUAUGCAAAAGCAUAAUGUAUACGUACUCAUACACGUGAUUACCGAUGUUGGUGAAGUAAAAACGUUUUUCUUGGGGUUCGAUAUUCCAGUAGGCAACAGUGCUCUUUCUUAUCAAAAAGUAACACAGAAUAUUGUCGAUGAAGUUUUGCCGUGGGAAUCACUGCUAUCGAUGACCACUUCAUUAGUUACUGAUGGCGAAAGAAAGAACACAGGUCAUCUUACAGGACUGUGGCAACGACUGAAAGAAGAAAAAGAAGAAAUUUCGGAAGGUCCGUUCAUUACAAUAUGGUGCGUCGGUCAUCGUGUGAACCUAGGGUGGAAGUCAACUUGUCAACUGCCAAUAAUUUCUGAUGUCAUUAGAAAAAUCAUAAAUGUUUCUUCAUAUUUUCAUCAAUCUGGUGAAAAAACAAGACUUCUCGACGCAAUAGCAACAGAAAAAAACCUAAACACUCCAUUACACUACCCAAAGUACUUCGAAAUUCGCUGGUCAGAGUUUACACACAAUUUGUUGUAUGUAUUCCUGAGAAACUGGAAUGCUAUGAUGUGGCAUUUUAAAUCAGCGAAAGAAACUCAUUUCGAAAACUUAUGGCUCUCUCGAGAUAGAAUUCGUUUGGUUGCAUUUUUGUGUGACGUCUUGACUGUACUAAAAACAUUUCAGAAGACCUUCCAGUCAAGCACAAUAUCAAUUUUGCAUUUAUCACCCAAAAAAAUCAAAUUGAUGGAAGAUCUCACAUCGAUAAAAAACAAACAGUUGGAAAAUGGUUGGGAAGAGUUAUUGCUAAAACAAACGGUCACUGCAACUGAUGGCUGUAUUUCCCUGGUAGAUCACAAAUUGAUUUCGAACGAUAGACUUCGUAGUGCCCCGUUUAUGUUUACAACCGAGAACCGAAAUGAAAUUAUUGAUUCACUCAUCACAAACUUAAACGAAUAUUUUGAUGUGGAUGCAACUGUACAAAACGGGCUCGCCCCACUACUUGAGCUUGACCCAAGCGCAACAUACGAUUCCUUAAAUAUUUGCCAUUCAAUAAUUAUACCGGAAAUGGAAUUCGACGUUUUCCGUAUCGAAUACUAUGAGGCUGCUAAUUUACUAAACAUCAAGGACAGAAAAGAUUCGCUACAGAGUGUGCUGAAAUUGGAACAAACUUCCACGAAAAGAUUUAAAGUCUUAAAGUCGGCUUUAGCCAGAGCGUAUGCUAUCAAACCACAUUCUGCUGACGUUGAAAAUAUCAUCAACGUAUACAACAAAUACAAGGACGUCGACCGACAGUUACUUUCGAAAAAAACUCUUUUCAACAACAUCUAUGUGCACACAAAUAUGUGUACAUUGAUCGAGUUCGAUCCCACUCCAGCUGCAGAGUAUUGGUUGAACCAAAAGGAUCGCAAACCAAGAUAUGGAACCAAAUCCACUCAGCAAGAGUGGUAUAGUGGGGUGUUUCCGGAAGCAAAACAUUACGAUAGACCCAAUUCGCGAAAAAUUCAGUUUUGAUCAAUGUUUUGGCUUUCGUAAUUUGAAAUAAAGUUAUAAAUUCUGCGUUUGUUCAAUUUUUCAUUUUUUUCAAAUUUUCCCAAAU